CGCGGAGCCGCAAUCGCGUCCUCUCGCUGCCUGGCGAAGGCGCGGACUGCGCGCGGAGGCAAAUGCGGUAGAGAAGAGCAGCGGGCGCGGGAGCCGCCGGCAGAGCAUGAGGAUGGCCGUGGGCUCCGUCAGGAUGCAGCCCCCGUGCGAGAGCCUGGCCUUGGCCGAUGCGGCGGCGGAGGUGGGCAGCCCGAGUGCCCGGGAUCCCGAGCGCGAGCAGCCGCCCGCGUCGCUGCGGCCGCGGCUGCGGGACCUCCCGGCGCUGCUGCGGAGCGGGCUCACGCUGCGGAGGAAGCGGAGCGCCGCCGGGGCCCGGACUCUGUCAAGAAGAAUUUCCAAUCCAUACCUUGAACAUACUUCUUCCCAGAUUUAUGGAGAGAAUUCUUCUUGUGCAGGAAGAGCAUUGAGGAAUAUUAUUAUCGUUCAGUCAGCUGACCUGGUAAAGGACAGAGUGAACCUUAAGGGGUUUUACAGGAAAAGCUGCGUUGGGUCAGAACUGGUUGACUGGCUUCUAGAGCACUGUCCUUUUGUCCCAUGCAGAGCUAUGGCCAUAGGGGUCUGGCAGCUCCUAUUGGACAUGGGGAUCAUGUCAUCAGUGGACCAGCACCUCUACUUUCAAGAUAAUUAUGUUUUCUAUCAGUUUUCAUCUGAUGAAUGUAGCUACUUGUACUGUGAAUUUGAAAGAGAAGAAGAAUGGCAAAAUGGUGUCAAACUUCUGCUACAGCUUGUGCCUCUCGUUCCUGCCAGAGCUGGCAUCUGUGAACUGUCUCAUCAGAAAAUUGAAGAUUCUGAAGAAAGCAGUGAUGAAAUCUUUGCUCGCCUAACAUCUGCGCAACCUGGAGCCCUUGAGGGCCUGCGAAGAACAGAGACCCCUGCACCUCUCCCCGGGGAAGCCGGCCGGCUCCAUCAUGGCUGGUGGGUGCAGAGAGAGCUAGCAGCUGUUAUUGCUUUGAAAGCAAGGAAGUCUGCACUUGAACAAGAUGAUGAAAACAAUGACAAACAUGUAUCUGUAACAGAAGCUGAAGGUGUUCCAGAUUCUCAGGCUGGGGUGAUGUGCAAGCUUCAAGAGAGAGAUGACGUUGGACGCAUUGAACUGGUCCAGAAGCUGGCGAGAGAACACUGUCAGUUUUUGCAGACAGACAAAAAAGAACCGGAGAAGUCUGAACAUCAAGAUGAUGAAGUGACGACUCUUCAGGUUAAAGAGCAGGACCAGACCAUCCUGGUGCUGAGGAAAGCGCAGGGCUGUGGCCCAGCCCCCGCAGCUGGGGGCGCGGAGAGCGAUUGGAGAUACGUGGUGGUAUCCGGGACCCCGGAGAAGAUCCUGGAGCACCUUUUGAAUGACUUGCACCUGGAGGAAGUCCAGGACAAAGAAACAGAGACCCUCCUCGAUGAUUUCCUUCUCACGUACACUGUCUUCAUGACGACUGAUGACUUGUGCCAAGCACUCUUAAGGCACUAUUCUGCUAAAAAGUAUCAAGGCAAAGAAGAAAAUUCAGAUGUUCCUUGUAGGAAACGUAAAGUUUUGCAUCUGGUUUCCCAAUGGAUUGCUCUAUACAAAGACUGGCUACAUGAGGAUGAACAUUCAAAAAUGUUUUUAAAGACCAUAUAUAGGAAUGUCCUGGAUGAUGUCUAUGAAUAUCCAAUACUUGAAAAAGAGCUAAAAGAAUUUCAAAAGAUACUUGGAAUGCAUCGUCGUCACACCGUAGAUGAAUAUUCACCACAAAGGAAGAAUAAAGCCCUUUUCCACCAAUUCAGUCUUAAGGAGAACUGGCUCCAGCAUAGAGGAACUGUGGCGGAAACAGAGGAAAUUUUUUGCCACGUGUAUAUAACAGAGCACUCCUAUGUCAGUGUGAAGGCAAAGGUUUCCAGUACAGCCCAGGAGAUCCUGAAGGUCGUAGCAGAAAAGAUCCAACAUGCAGAAGAAGAUCUGGCUCUGGUGGCCAUCAUGUUCUCUGGGGAAAAGCAUGAGCUUCAGUCAAAUGAUUUGGCCAUCUCCAAAUCCUUUGAGGCCUCUGGUCGGAUAUAUGUCUACCGGAAGGACCUGGCGGACACAUUGAACCCCUUUGCAGAAAAUGAGGAAUCACAGCAAAGGUCGAUGAGAAUUUUGGGAAUGAACACUUGGGAUCUUGCUCUGGAAUUAAUGAGUUUUGAUUGGAGUCUCUUCAAUUCAAUUCACGAGCAAGAGCUGAUCUACUUCACAUUCAGCAGACAGGGAAGCGGGGAACACACUGUAAACCUCAGCCUCCUGCUCCAGAGAUGCAACGAAGUCCAGCUCUGGGUGGCCACAGAGAUUCUCCUUUGCACCCAGCUGGGCAAGCGAGUGCAGCUGGUGAAAAAAUUCAUCAAAAUCGCAGCUCACUGCAAAGCCCAGAGAAACCUGAAUUCUUUCUUUGCUAUUGUGAUGGGUCUCAACACUGCUUCAGUCAGCCGACUGUCACAGACCUGGGAGAAAAUUCCUGGGAAGUUUAAGAAACUUUUCUCUGAGCUUGAAAGUUUAACAGAUCCUUCCUUAAAUCACAAAGCCUACAGAGAUGCAUUCAAAAAGAUGAAGCCGCCAAAAAUCCCUUUCAUGCCCUUAUUGCUUAAAGAUGUAACAUUUAUUCAUGAAGGAAAUAAAACAUUUUUGGAUAAUCUUGUCAAUUUUGAAAAACUGCACAUGAUUGCAGACACUGUGCGAACCCUGAGACACUGCAGGACUAACCAGUUUGGAGGUGACAUGUCUCCAAAGGAGCAUCAGGAGCUGAAGUCCUACGUUACCCACCUGUAUGUCAUCGACAGCCAGCAGGCCCUGUUCGAGCUCUCCCACAGGCUCGAGCCUCGGGCCUGAGCCACUACCCACCUCCUGUGACUGCUGUACUUUGAGCCACGGGAAGGUCUCUGCCCAGUACAUUGCUUCCUAUGAGAAAAGAAGUUGCUGAGUUUUAUCAGUACAUCGCAAGACGUGCACAGGAAAGGCAGCCUGAGUGUGUUCAGGAAGUGAUAUCAGCCACCAGGGAUGGGAGAGGCCCCUCCACGAUGCUCUUGGAGCGAGAAGGCAGAAAGAGCCAGCAGCAUUCUUGGAACAGAGAGGCCUGGUUUCUUAUCGUCAUGUUGUUGAUCCUGUCCAGGUUUCAAUUAGAGAUGUGCCAGCAUUGACAGGAGAAAGCAGCUUGACACACAACGAACUGAUGUUCCAGUAUGAGUGUGCCUGCAGGAGGAAGACAGAUUACCGCCUUGAGGCCAUCAGAGGACUGUGAAUGCCCAGAGACACAUAUCUUUGGGCAAGGGGAGCUCUCUCUCCAUCCAAACUGUCACCACAAUGGCCAUGUGAAUCUCGGGAGUUGAGGACUAGCAACUGAGUCUUGCUUCACUGUGAGGAUGUAAAAUGUCAAGGCACACACCUCUUUGCAUCCACAAUCACUUUCUUACGAUGUAUGCUUGCGGGUAAAGUUAGCAUCUGUACAACUGAUAUGCCUCUAUAGGCAAAGUAGACAUAGCUGCUUUGCCAGUAAGGAAAAAUAGUAGUCUUUAAGCAGUCAACUCAUUGUUUAAUUCCUGGGGAUUUUCUUUUAUGUUUGUAACUGGGCUCUUGUUUUUCACUGGGCAUAAUAUGAUUUUCUGUAAAGGCACAGUGCCUAAUACAUUGCAGGCCUUCAGAAACAGCUUGUGGAGGUGAGAAUCACAGAUCUCUGUGUUCUGUGUCUGAUGAAGCCAGAUGGAGUGAGAACACCCGGGUGAGGGAGAGAGAUUGCAUGUGUGAAGCGCUUAGCACUAACAAGCCCAAGGUCAUAGGAUCGUGGGGAUUACCAAUCUUGGGACAAGUGAAAUGUGCCCAGAAAUAUCCAGACAUCUGACUUAUGUUGGAGACUUAGGAGGCCUGUAGUCUGCUUCCCAUGCAAAGCAGAAAGUCUUGCUGUAAUUUACCUUUUUCCUUUUUUCCUCAAGUCUGUUUCUUUCUUAUUCCCAUUUUUACAAAUCGAGCCUUCUGUAGCAAGUGAGACUUCAUGCUCUUCUCGUGGACUGGUUAGAGGGUUUCCCUCAGCCCUCAGAUGAACAGAAAAGGCUGUGGGUUAAAAUAAUCCAGUCCUUCCUGAUAGCUAAAUACUUGUCACUGGCUAAAAUGCAAGGUCCUGCUCCUCGCUAAAAUGCAGUCCUUCAUUUUCUAACCAUGUGAACCAUGCUGUACUUCUCACCAUUCCUGCUCAUUGGUCUGGUGGGUAGGAACCAGUACAGACCUGUUUCCUUUUUGUCUCACCAGCACCGCACUCAUCCUCCUUACUGAGGUGUAUCCAUUGCUCCUGACACCUUUCCAGCAGUGGUGUCCCUGGGCUCAGGGACCACAGGGAGCUGGAGACAGGGCUGGAAUGAGCCAUGUGGGGAAUACUUCUGGUAGGACUUCCAGAGAGACUCCAUCUGGCUCAGCGUACAAAACUUCAUUCCUGAAAAUGUAUAGGGUUUUAGAGGAACGCUCCAUCCACGGCUGGUCUACUCAGAAAUGCUUCAUACUGCUGGUAAUAGAAUGAGGCCUGCUGGAGGAGUGUAGAGCCAUAGAAUCAGGAAAGAGACUUUCCCGAUGGCCAAUCAAGCUCUCAGAAAGCCCUCCCCUUGGCAGUUACUGAGAAUAGUGUAGGCUUACAGCACAAGCACCUGUGUGUGUCUUUUCUUCAAGCUAGUGAUCAGGGUUGGACUGGUGCAAUCACAUAAGGCCAUUUUGACAUUGUCUCUGUUUUACAAUUUGAUUUAUUUACAUUAGAUUCGCAUUGCCUCAAGUAGAGCAUUGCCUUUAAAGAACUGAUUUUCAAUGGAAAUCUAUUUCAGCUGAGCACGUGCUGCUCAGACCCCAGUUCAGAUAUGUACACUUGGCCACACAAAGCCACUUGUAUGUUGUGCUUGAACACAUUUUGAGUGAUUCUUAGUGUGUGCUGCACUGCGUUGAGUGGACAGGGGCUGGGAUAAAGUGGUGUUUGUCACCCUUUUGCUUUAGAGUAAAAGGAAGGGAGGAUUUUGUUUGUUUUAGAUUUGCUUUACCAUCCUGUCUUCUGAACGUCUUAAAACCUUUCAGCUUUUCUGAAAUUUAACAAUGGGCAGAAUUUUGCUACACAAAAAGCUCUUCCUGCGGACCCCCAGCUGUCUGUCAGUGAACAGGCCGCAGCAGGACCUGUGCAGGCCCUGCUGGUCGGGAUGAGCCCAUUCCUUCUCCAGAUGCUCACCAAGGUCUCUUCAGAAUCCGUUUUGUUCUGACUAGAAGGGUAGGCUGGACAUGUCUAAGCCCUUUUCCCACUAGCCUUUGGAAUUUUUAUAGUUGCAGAAAAUCUCCAUCUCUUUGGAAAAUCUUCACCAGAAGGGCUUGCACAGACGCUUCUACAUGGGUUCUUUCUGUUACAGCACAAUUAUCCAACAGUUCUGGAUGCGUUAACAUCGCAGGAAGCCAGCCCUGCCUAGAAAUUCGCUGGUGGUGGUAGAACACAUUCCUGUCGACAAAAUUGGACCUUUCCCUUUUUUCCCCCCCCACUUAUGUACACAUUUGCAGAUGUUCCACAGACUACAUGUUUUAAAUUCUCUGUCAUGGACUAUAUAAUUGCCAAAUGGUUUUAGUGAGGCAUAUUAUAACCUACAUUCACUUUUUUCUAGUAUCCUUACUUAUGUUUAGAAUAAAUUCAUUUUGCUAGACCAAUAUCCUCAAGCAGAUAGUAUGGCACAUACAUUGAAUUUAGAAGCAUGAGAAUAAAGUGAACACCUUACGUCUGUGUGGGAAAGAAACAGAAGCAUGGGAGAGAAAAUGUGGAGACGACUCUUGCUCCCUGGAGCUGGCCUUUCACUGCUGCCUGAAUCUCAGCCCUCCCGUUUUGCCAUGGCCAACACAUGCACUGCAAAGCCAGAACUAUAUGGCACAACCAAUCCAAGUUUCUCAGAAACUGGGCACAAAUAUUAAAAUUUGGAAGACCAAGUCAACUAUAGUUGUCCAACACAAGAUUUCAUCUAACUGCUUCAAAGACAUGUUCUUAAAAUUUUAGCCUGCUUGUUAGUGAGCAAGGCCAGGUCUGCUUCAGACUGGUAGAAGAAAAAAAGUUUUUAAAAAUUGCCAAAAAGUUAGUUGAAAAUGUACUACUGUAUAAAGCAAAGCUGUAUAUACUAAACAUUUUUUAGCAGAGUAAUAUUUAUUUGCAUAGCCUAUUUAUUGUAUUCAUAUUAUACUGUUAUUAGAAGUUGAUGACCAGAAGCAAGGACUCUUGCCUUUUAAUGUACCAUUGCUUAGGACUGCUGUGACAUUGUCAGCUUGCAUUAACCAUUAGAAGAUAGAAAACCCACAAUCGGGGUGUCUACCUAACUUCUCAGGGACUACACUUCACAGUUUUCAACCAUUGUAAGACCUGGUAAAUAUGAAACAUUUGUUGAAUUACCAGAAUUGCCAUUAACAGUGUUUCCUUUCUCAUAUUUCAUGCUUUCUGCCUAUGUAUAUAUGGCUCUCCUGUAUAUUUAUCAAAGCUAGUAAGCAAUAAUUUAUAUGUAAAAAUGGCCAAGCAAUAUAAGGUUAAAACUUAUAUAAGUAACUGUUACUUUAUCUUGUAUUUUCCAGUGUUUUUAAUUGCCUUUCCAAAUACAAGACUAUGUUAAAGAUACUA
This is a messenger RNA of Heterocephalus glaber (naked mole-rat), 6602 nucleotides long. It is a transcript of the gene Rapgef5, whose product is annotated as Rap guanine nucleotide exchange factor 5. The record is from RefSeq and is a predicted model, not a curated record. Gene Ontology annotation, cellular component: plasma membrane. Gene Ontology annotation, molecular function: guanyl-nucleotide exchange factor activity. Lineage: Eukaryota; Metazoa; Chordata; Mammalia; Rodentia; Bathyergidae. Gene Ontology annotation, biological process: Ras protein signal transduction.